AUGAGAGGCGCCAAAAUCGCCAUGGAAAAAACGCUAAAUCAAUCGAAAUCUUCUUCGUUUUCACGCCCAGAAUAUGUUAAUUCUAUAAUUAACCCAUACAUAACACAUGAGACGGUUCCGAUUUCCGUGGAAAUUGAAAAACCCGACACUGCUGCGGUCGUGCCACUGCCGCAACAACAAACUAAACCUAACAUGUGUGCAGCUUGCCGGAGGCGUGUGGGACUGACGAGAUUCAAGUGCAAGUGUGGGGUCAUGUUCUGUGGAUCCCAUAGGACUUCAACGAUUUUGCCACGUGCUUGUAAGGAAUUUGAUGGUUGA
Fraxinus pennsylvanica is the source of this 318-nucleotide messenger RNA. The record is from the annotation of a GenBank genome assembly. NCBI's taxonomy places the organism in Eukaryota, Viridiplantae, Streptophyta, Magnoliopsida, Lamiales, Oleaceae.